Micromonas pusilla CCMP1545 is the source of this 1933-nucleotide messenger RNA. It is a transcript of the gene PF20, whose product is annotated as central pair associated wd-repeat protein. Gene Ontology annotation, molecular function: protein binding. NCBI's taxonomy places the organism in Eukaryota, Viridiplantae, Chlorophyta, Mamiellophyceae, Mamiellales, Mamiellaceae. The transcript is spliced from 2 exons. The coding region runs from base 1 to 1830 and encodes 609 amino acids. The record is from RefSeq and is a predicted model, not a curated record.
AUGUCGGACGGCGAGUCGUCCGAGUACGAGGAAGUCGACGCCCUGGACGACAGCGACGACGACUUCGCGUACGAGAACCUGAACGUGGAGGAAUUCGACGAGCUCGACGACGAACUUCUCGCGGACGAUGACGACCUCGAGAGCGCGAUGCGAUCGCUCAGAGGGCUCACCGGUCUGGACGGGACGAUGGUCGGCGGAAGAGACACUGCCUCGCCGGAGAUGGCCGCGAGCGAGGUCACGAAGCGACCGGAGGUGAUGGACGACUUCGUGAGGAACUUCCUCGUCCGCGCCGGGAUGACCUCGACGCUGGAAAAGUUUGAAACGGAGUGGUACGAGCUGGAGGCGACGGGGAAGCUGAACAAAGACGCCCUCGGUCCCGUGCCGGACUUGUACAACUCGAACCAGGACCUCAACGACCGCCUGGCGCGGAUGCGGCACGACUUGGAGCAAGCGCGCGAUGUCGCGGAGCGCGCGAGCGGGACGUGGGAUAAGUUUCGCAAAGAGCGCGACUUUCAUCGUUUACAUCACAAGCGCAUCGUCCAGGAGAAGAACAAACUUCUCGCGGACAUCAAACGUCUUAGGAAGCACUACGCGCAGUACGAGCCCACGAUCGUUGAACUGAAGCGAAAGUACGAGCUCGCGAUGAAGAGCAAGAUGCUGACGCAGCUCGAGAGCGACAAGAUGUCGGCGAAAGUCAGAGAGUUUCAGAGCGCCGAGCAAAAGAAGGAGAGCGCCGCGGCGUCGAAAGAGAAGAAGCGUCUCGCCGAGGAAGCGCGCGCCGAGAAGGCCAAGAAGGACGCGAUGCGAUCCGCCACCGCGGUCGCGGAGGAGAAGGCUGCGCGGGCGUCCAUGAGCAUGACGAUGACCGCGAAGAACGGCGACGCGGUGAUGAAGACGACGUUGAGGGAGAACCCGUUCGCCAACGUCGAAUUCGACCCGGUGUCCGUGGAGCACUUCGCGUUGGAGAAGACCUUCAAGGGCCACAUGAUGUCCGUCUCGAACCUCGCGCUGCACCCGAAGAAGUCCAUCGUCGCGACCGCGUCGGACGACGCGACGUGGAAGAUGUGGGACCUGCCGAGCGGGGAUUUGAUCAUGAGCGGCGACGGCCACAAAGACUGGGUCUCCGGCGUCGGCUUUAACCCCGCGGGGACGCAUUUGGUCUCGACGUCUGGAGACUGCACGGUGAAGAUUUGGGACUUCAAACAGAAGCGAUGCACGGUGACGUUCGCGGAGCACGGGCAGGCGGUGUGGAACGCGUGCUUCCACGACAGCGGCGACUUCGUCGCGUCGUGUUCGCUCGACCACAGCGCGCGCCUGUGGGACCUUCAAUCGAACCGGUGCAGGAUGGCGUUUCGCGGGCACGUGGACUCGGUGAACGAGGUGUGCUGGCAGCCCUUCACCAACUGCCUCGCGACCGGCUCUUCGGACAAGACCGUGAGCACUUGGGACGCGCGGAACGGCCGCUGCGCGCAGACCUUCUACGGCCAUCUAAACUCGUGCAACCACCUGUCGUUCAACACGAAAGGGGACAAGCUCGCGUCGUGCGACGCGGACGGCGUCGUGAAGCUCUGGGACGUGCGCAUGGUCGCCGAGCUGCUGACGGUGGACUGCGGGCCGCACCCCGCGAACAAGGUGGUCUUCGACCGCGCCGGGGAGACGGUCGCUGUCGCGAGCGACGACGGCACGGUGAAGUGUUUCGGCGCGGAUCACGGCGAGAUGGUGGCUGAGCUCGCGGGGCACGACGACGCGGUGCAAGCCGUCGCGUUCGAUCCGCACGGGAAGUUUGUCGUGUCGUGCGGGAGCGACGCGACGUUCCGGUUGUGGAACUGAGCCGAGCCGCGCGUCGACGCUGCCAUCAAAAUUAGUCUACCACGUGAUGAGUACACGUGAGCGACGCGCGGGCUGUGAAUAUCGAGCUCCACGAGCGUCGCCG